AUGUUGGAUAGCACCCUACUGGCUCAUAGCUAUAACCAUCAUAUAUUAGUUCCUCUCCCUACUACCAUGUUGGAUAGCACCCUACUGGCUCAUAGCUAUAACCAACAUAUAUUAGUUCCUCUCUAUACUACCAUGUUGGAUAGCACCCUACUGGCUCAUAGCUAUAACCAACAUAUAUUAGUUCCUCUCUAUACUACCAUGUUGGAUAGCACCCUACUGGCUCAUAGCUAUAACCAACAUAUAUUAGUUCCUCUCUAUACUACCAUGUUGGAUAGCACCCUACUGGCUCAUAGCUAUAACCAACAUAUAUUAGUUCCGCUCCAUACUACCAUGUUGGAUAGCACCCUACUGGCUCAUAGCUAUAACCAUCAUAGAUUAGUUCCUCUCCAUACUACCAUGUUGGAUAGCACCCUACUGGCUCAUAGCUAUAACCAUCAUAUAUUAGUUCCUCUCCAUACUACCAUGUUGGAUAGCACCCUACUGGCUCAUAGCUAUAACCAUCAUAUAUUAGUUCCUCUCCAUACUACCAUGUUGGAUAGCACCCUACUGGCUCAUAGCUAUAACCAACAUAUAUUAGUUCCUCUCCAUACUACCAUGUUGGAUAGCACCCUACUGGCUCAUAGCUAUAACCAUCAUAUAUUAGUUCCUCUCCAUACUACCAUAUUGGAUAGCACCCUACUGGCUCAUAGCUAUAACCAACAUAUAUUAGUUCCGCUCCAUACUACCAUGUUGGAUAUCACCCUACUGGCUCAUAGCUAUAACCAACAUAUAUUAGUUCCUCUCCAUACUACCAUGUUUGAUAGCACCCUACUGGCUCAUAGCUAUAACCAUCAUAUAUUAGUUCCUCUCCAUACUACCAUGUUGGAUAGCACCCUACUGGCUCAUAGCUAUAACCAACAUAUAUUAGUUCCUCUCUAUACUACCAUGUUGGAUAGCACCCUACUGGCUCAUAGCUAUAACCAACAUAUAUUAGUUCCGCUCCAUACUACCAUGUGUGAUAGCACCCUACUGGCUCAUAGCUAUAACCAACAUAUAUUAGUUCCGCUCCAUACUACCAUGUUGGAUAGCACCCUACUGGCUCAUAGCUAUAACCAACAUAUAUUAGUUCCUCUCUAUACUACCAUGUUGGAUAGCACCCUACUGGCUCAUAGCUAUAACCAACAUAUAUUAGUUCCGCUCCAUACUACCAUGUUGGAUAGCACCCUACUGGCUCAUAGCUAUAACCAACAUUUAUUAGUUCCUCUCUAUACUACCAUGUUGGAUAGCACUCUACUGGCUCAUAGCUAUAACCAACAUUUAUUAGUUCCUCUCUAUACUACCAUGUUGGAUAGCACCCUACUGGCUCAUAGCUAUAACCAACAUAUAUUAGUUCCGCUCCAUACUACCAUGUUGGAUAGCACCCUACUGGCUCAUAGCUAUAACCAACAUUUAUUAGUUCCUCUCUAUACUACCAUAUUUCAAACGCGCUAA
This is a messenger RNA of Biomphalaria glabrata, 1470 nucleotides long. RefSeq lists its product as uncharacterized. The record is from RefSeq and is a predicted model, not a curated record. The coding region runs from base 1 to 1470 and encodes 489 amino acids. The transcript is spliced from 2 exons. NCBI's taxonomy places the organism in Eukaryota, Metazoa, Mollusca, Gastropoda, Planorbidae.